GAGGCGGCUGUCUCUCACGAACUCACGUCGCUCUCGCCCGUCUCCGCGCUGGUGCUCUACGGCGCGGGGCUGCUCACCUCCCUCACGCCGUGCUGCCUGUCGAUGUUGCCGCUCACGAUGAGCUACAUCGGCAGCGGAAGCUUUGACGAGGGUGGCGGCGGCGGGUCCCAGUCUUCCUCCUCCUCCUCCUCCUCCUCCUUUGGCGCGUCGCUCGCGUUCGCGGGCGGGCUCGCGUGCUCCCUUUCCGCGCUUGGCGUCGCGGCCGCGUCGGCGGGAGCGAUGCUCGGCAGCGGCACCGAGUCUGCGUCCUUCGCCGCGCUCCGGCUGCUCGUCUCGCUGCUGACGUGCGUGCUCGGCCUCAACCUGCUCAAGGUCCUGCCGUUCGAGCUCCCUUCCCUGGAGCUGUCGACCGGCGGCGUCUCGCUUCCGCGGCCCGCCCGAGCCUUCCUCUUCGGCGCCUCCUCCGCGCUCGUGGCCUCGCCGUGCGCCUCGCCCGUGCUCGUCUCCCUCCUGGGCUUUGUCGCCACUCAGGGCGACCCGCUGCUGGGCGCCGCGCUCCUCACCGCCUACUCGCUUGGCGAGACCACGCCAGUCCUCCUCGCCGGCAUCGCCGCCGGCUCGGCGACGAGGAUCGUGAGCGCCCAGCGCAGGUUCGAGUGGGUGACUCCGGCGAGCGGCUCUGCGCUCUUGGCCAUCGGGACGUACAAC
Messenger RNA from Emiliania huxleyi CCMP1516, 708 nucleotides. RefSeq lists its product as hypothetical. Gene Ontology annotation, biological process: cytochrome complex assembly. The transcript has a single exon. NCBI's taxonomy places the organism in Eukaryota, Haptophyta, Isochrysidales, Noelaerhabdaceae. Gene Ontology annotation, cellular component: membrane. The record is from RefSeq and is a predicted model, not a curated record. The annotation marks the transcript as partial.